This is a messenger RNA of Pedinophyceae sp. YPF-701, 2553 nucleotides long. The record is from the annotation of a GenBank genome assembly. NCBI's taxonomy places the organism in Eukaryota, Viridiplantae, Chlorophyta, Pedinophyceae.
AUGACGAUGAACGGCGCGGCGGGGGCGGCCGCGAGCGCGCGGACGCGGCUGCUCGGGGAGGGACGCAACAACAGGAGGAGCGCGGGGCGGUGGUCGCUGCUGGCGCGUUCGGGCCACUCCGCGACGCUGGUUGGCAGCGACGUGUUCAUCAUAGGCGGGUGCCACGGGAACCGCGACGCGGAGCUGCGGUUCAAGGACGUUCUGCGGCUGGACACAACGACGGGCGCGGUGGUUGUCGCAGUCGAGGAGGACCGGUCGCCGCUGACGCCGUGCAAGCACCACUCCGCCACGCUGCUGAACGAGAAGGAGAUCUGGGUCGUCGGUGGAGCCACGCGCGAGCAGGUCCUGGGCGACGUCCACGUCCUCGACGCCACCACGCUCAAGUGGCGCCGCCCCGUCAUCUCCGGCGACACCGCCCUCCUCCAGCGCACCGCCCACGGCGCCUGCGUCAGCCCAACACACCCCCACGUGCUGCUCAUCCACGGAGGGUUCGGCGGCGACAGCGUCGAGCUGCUCGGCUCGCUCGUCGCGCUCGACACCCGCCGCCGCCACGUCGAGCUCCUCGCGCCCCCCGGGCCCGCGCCCGCCCCCCGCGCCUACCACAGCUUCACCGCCGUUGCCGAGUGGUGCGUCGCGUUCGGCGGACGCAGGGAGGACGGCCCGUGCUCCGCGGGACCGGGCUCGCUCCACAUCUACCACCCCGCCUCCGCGCGCUGGUUCAAACCCACCCGCGUCCUCGGUCCGGAGCCGCCGGCGCGCUCGAGCCACAGGGCCGUCGCGGUCCCCCCCGGGAGUAUGCUCUUGUUCGGCGGCACGGACAUCUCCCGCCAGCGCCUCGACGACGCGCACCUCCUGCUGCUCGCCGCCGCGGGCCCGGACGCGGCCUGCCCCGCGCUCCGCUGGGUCCCCGUGAGCGGCUCGGGCUCCGCCGCGGCCGUGCCAUCGCUCUCGGGCCCCCAGCGCACCCACCGCAGCCGGAGCCCGAGCCCCGUGCCGGGCGUGAACACGGGCCGCUCGUCGGGCGUCCCAGGCAUCGGGCUAGCCGCGUCGUCGCACGCCAUGGUCCCGGCGCCGCCGGGCGAGGAGCCGGGCGCGAUUGUUGUAGGGGGGUAUGAAGGCACGCAGUGGUGGUCGGGGGCGCUGGCGAUCGACCUCGCGGGGCCGCACGGCGCGGGGAGCACGCGACAGGAGGUGUUCGCGUCGUUUGUGGACGCUCUGCGGCCCGUGGCGGGCGCGUGCGGGGCGGAGGGCGGGGGCGGCGGCCGUGCCCCGCCCCUCCCCACGCGCUUGCGCGCGGGGAAACGCGCGAGCCAGCCGCUUGACCUUCGGCCGAGCGGCGCCGCGUCCGCGCCGCCGUCGCCGGUCGACCACAUCAGCCCCCUCACCGACCGCGGCCUCCCCGCGAUCACCGAAGAGGGGGGGGUCGCCGCGAACGGUCCGACUGAGGGCUUGAGCGGCGGCCUCCUGGACGCGGCGGCGCUGCCGGAUCCGAAGCGCGCGAGGCUCGACGCCGCGACGCAGGGCGUGGGCGACGCCGGAUGGCAGCGCAGCCGCACGCGGCCCCCGGGCGCGAGCGCGGAGGGCAUGGCGCUGUCCGGCAUGACGCGCGAGCAGCUCGAGGGCGAGGUCGCGCGCGGGUGGGCUGCGACGCGGAACCUGGAGCGCCAGGUGUGGGACUUGCAGGAGUUGCUGGCGGGGGCGCGGUCAGAGUCGGAACGGCUCGCGGAGAAGCUGCGCGUCACGGACACGCAGUGGCUGCGGACGGCGACGGAGCGGGACGAGAUCCAGGCGGAGGCGGAGCGGCAGCGGGCGGAGGCGGAGCGGGCGCGAGAGCUGCACACGGAGCUCGAGACGGCGCGGCAGAACAUGCAGGGGCUCGAACGGCGGCUGAAGCGCGCGGAGAGGACGGCGAAGGAUGCGGACCAGAGGGUCGCGGACGCAAAGGCCGAGCGGGACAAGGCCCGCGAGACGCUGGAGUCGCGCACGCACACGUUCGACGAGGCCAAGGUGAAGAUCAAGGCGGCCAUGGACCAGCGCGACCAGACCAUCGCGGACCUCCAGCGGCGCGUGCGCGACGCCGAAGCCGCGGCAGAGGAGUGCCGCCUGACCGCCGCGAAGGAGGCGCGCCGGCGCCGCGAGGAGCAGGAGGACGCGAGCCGGCAGCGCGCGACCCUCCGCGCGGACAACGACCGCCUCGGGCGCGAGCUGCGGGCGGCGCAGGGCGAGGCGGAGGCGCAGCGCAGCGAAGCCGCGAUUCUCCGUUCCCGCGCGACGACGCUGGGCGCGGAACGCGACGCCGCGAAGGACGAGCUGGCGCGCGUGACCGACGAGCGCGACCGGGCCGUGCGGGAGCUGCCGCAGGUGAAGGGCGAGCUCCAGGCUGCGCGCGCGGAGGUCGAGCGGCUGCAGGGCCAGCUGUCCGUCGCGGCUGCGGAGCACACGAAGGCAUCGGUGCGCGCGGACGAGGCCCUCGCGGCCGUAGAGGGCGCCGUCGCGGCGCUGAAACGUGCCGGACACGGCCUGCGCAGUGGGCCGUCGCCUGCGCCGCUGUGA